ACUUCUCCAGAGCAAACAAAUAUCCUGUAGUGACUGUAGUUUUCCUCCUACACAAGCCAGCGAGCUAUAUCCAGCAAGAGCAAUGGAGGAAAGUAAUGGUGAAGCAUUUCUGGCCCUUAAGACCUCAGCCUCACCAACAGCACCCAUGACAACAAAUCCAAUGGACGAAACCAUCCCUGGAAGUAUCGACAUUAGAAUUCUGAUCCCAAAAUUGAUGAUCAUCAUCUUCGGACUGGUCGGGCUGAUGGGAAACGCCAUUGUGUUCUGGCUCCUGGGUUUCCGCUUGCUCAGGAAUGCCUUCUCAGUCUACAUCCUAAACUUGGCCCUAGCUGACUCCCUUUUCCUCCUCGGUCAUAUCAUAGCUUCCACCCUGUUUCUUCUCAAAGUUUCCUACCUCAGCAUCAUCUUUCUCUUGUGCUUUAACACCAUCAUGAUGGUUGUCUACAUCGCAGGGAUAAGCAUGCUCAGUGCCAUCAGCACUGAGUGCUGCCUAUCUGUCCUGUGCCCCACCUGGUAUCGCUGCCACCGUCCAAUACAUACAUCAACUGUCAUGUGUGCUGCGAUCUGGGUCUUGUCCCUGUUGAUCUGCAUUCUGAAUAGCUAUUUCUGUGGUGUCUUACAUACCAAAUAUGAUAAUGACAAUGCGUGUCGGGCAUCUAACUUCUUUUCUGCCUCAUACAUGAUAUUUUUGCUUGUGUUCCUCUGUCUGUCCAGCCUGGCUCUGCUGGCCAGGUUGUUCUGUGGUGCUGGGCAGAUGAAGCUUACCAGGUUUCAUGUGACCAUCUUACUGACCCUUUUGGUUUUUCUCCUCUGCGGGUUGCCCUUUGCCAUCUACUGCUUCCUGUUAUUCAAGAUUAAAGAUGAUUUCCAAGUAUUUGAUGUUAAUCUAUAUCUAGCAUCAGAAGUCCUGACUGCUAUUAACAGCUGUGCCAACCCCAUCAUCUACUUCUUCGUGGGCUCCUUCAGACAUCGGUUGAAGGACCAGACCCUCAAAAUGGUUCUCCAGAGUGCACUGCAGGACAUUCCUGAGACAGCUGAAAACAUGGUUGAGAUGUCAAGAAGCAAAGCAGAGCCUUGAUGAAGAGCCUCUGCCUGGACCUCAGAGGAGGCUUUGGAGUAGCACUGCCCUGCUGCAUUUGACCACUGUCCACUCUCCUCUGAGCUUACUGACUUGACAUGCCUCAGUGGUCCACCAACAAAUUCAACAUCUCUCCACUAACUUAGUUUUUCUACCCCGCCUGAAUAAAAGCAUUAAUCAGAAA
This is a messenger RNA of Mus caroli (Ryukyu mouse), 1262 nucleotides long. The record is from RefSeq and is a predicted model, not a curated record. NCBI's taxonomy places the organism in Eukaryota, Metazoa, Chordata, Mammalia, Rodentia, Muridae.